CAGUCCGGCACUCAGUAGUUCUUCAGAUCAUGUCUGGUGGCUCCGCGGAUUAUAACAGAGAACAUGGCAACCCAGAGGGAAUGGACCCCGAUGGUGUCAUCGAGAGCAACUGGAAUGAGAUUGUUGAUAACUUUGAUGAUAUGAACUUAAAGGAGUCUCUUCUUCGGGGCAUCUAUGCUUAUGGUUUUGAGAAGCCAUCAGCUAUUCAGCAGAGAGCUAUUAUUCCAUGUAUUAAAGGGUAUGAUGUGAUUGCUCAAGCUCAGUCAGGUACUGGCAAGACAGCCACAUUUGCUAUUUCCAUCCCGCAACAGUUGGAGAUUGAGUUCAAAGAGACCCAAGCACUAGUGUUGGCCCCCACCAGAGAACUGGCUCAACAGAUCCAAAAGGUAAUUCUGGCACUUGGAAAUUAUAUGGGAGCAACUUGUCAUGCCUGCAUUGGUGGAACAAACGUUCGAAAUGAAAUGCAAAAACUGCAGGCUGAAGCACCACAUACUGUUGUUGGAACACCAGGGAGAGUGUUUGAUAUGUUAAACAGAAGAUACUCUCCAAAAUGGAUCAAAAUGUUCGUUUUGGAUGAAGCAGAUGAAAUGCUGAGCCAAGGGUUUAAGGAUCAAAUCUAUGCGAUUUUCCAAAAAUUAAAUACUAGUAUUCAGGCGGUGUUGCUUUCUGCCACAAUGCCAACAGAUGUGUUGGAAGUGACCAAAAAAUUCAUGAGAGAUCCAAUUCAAAUUUUGGUGAAAAGGGAAGAAUUGACCCUUGAAGGAAUCAAACAGUUUUAUAUUAAUGUUGAAAGAGAGGAAUGGAAGUUGGAUACACUUUGUGACUUGUACGGGACACUGACAAUCACAUAGGCUGUUAUUUUUCUCAAUACAAGGUGCAAGGUGGACUGGCUCACAGAGAAAAUGCAUGCCAGGGACUUCACGGUUUCUGCCCUGCAUGGUGACAUGGACCAGAAAGAAAGAGAUGUUAUCAUGAGGGAAUUUCGAUCAGGGUCAAGCCGUGUUCUGAUCACUACUGACUUGUUGGCUCGUGGAAUUGAUGUGCAACAACUGUCACUGGUUAUAAACUAUGAUCUACCUACCAAUCGUGAAAACUAUAUUCAUAGAAUUGGCAGAGGGGGUCGAUUUGGGAGGAAAGGUGUGGCUAUAAACUUUGUUACUGAAGAAGACAAGAGGAUUCUUCCUGACAUUGAGGCUUUCUACAAUACUACAGUGGAGGAAAUGCCAGUGAAUGUGGCCGACCUUAUUUAAUUCCUGGGAUGAGACAGUUCUGAAUGCAGUGCUCGCUGUUGCUGAAGAGGCGAUCACAACGUGCAUUGUGCUU
This is a messenger RNA of Cervus elaphus (red deer), 1323 nucleotides long. RefSeq names its product eukaryotic initiation factor 4A-II-like. The record is from RefSeq and is a predicted model, not a curated record. Gene Ontology annotation, cellular component: cytoplasmic stress granule. Gene Ontology annotation, biological process: cytoplasmic translational initiation. Gene Ontology annotation, molecular function: ATP binding; RNA helicase activity; translation initiation factor activity. NCBI's taxonomy places the organism in Eukaryota, Metazoa, Chordata, Mammalia, Artiodactyla, Cervidae.